AGUAUUUGUAAACAACUGUGUUUAUGUGUUAAGAUAAUUGCAUUUUGUACCAGUUUUAUUUCUCAUCAAUACUUUCCUGCUCGAUAGUUAUAUUUAUAUUCAAUCCCUCACAAUCGCUUCAGUUGGAACAUUUAUAUCAGAUAUUUUAUUUAUUAUCCUCAACUUUUAAUAUUUCUUCAACAUUUAUUUUUUAUUUUUCUGUUGAUACAUUCGAUCGAUUAGAAUACUGGUGAUAUUUCAUUUUUGGUACGUAAAAAUCAGUUCUUCUCAUGGUAUUGUAGAUAUACAAUUCGUAUAUCUCUAUUUCUUUACCCCCAGCUGCCUUUGUCGACUCGAGGGUUAAUUCACAGCAUAUUUUCUGAGUAGUUAAGUGCGGUAAACAUGCGCAGAAAGUGUUGCGACUCAGAUCAUUGUAUCUGUUUUGAAAGAGGCUGAAUGGCAGUCAGAAAAAUACCUGCCAAUCUCAAGGGUGGUUUCAUGUUGAUGACCAUUACUGAUUGUUGUGGAGUCAAAUGCAGUGGCGUGUUGACAAAGUGUAGAUAACGAAUGUUGAGUUUGAUACAUUUAAGCAUGGAAGAAGAGCGUAGAUUUGUCAGGAAGGCACUGAGGGCAAGAUCGAGGUUUUUCAAAUAUUAUGAUCGGAGAUUUUUAGACGCUUUUGUACAUUUUAUGACAAGGACUAAAUAUUCCUCGAAACAAGUUAUAAUGACCCCCGAGGAUGCCCCCCAAAACUUAUAUGUUCUUGUCAAAGGAAAAGCAUCUAUAACGAACGAUGUGGGGCAAAAAGAAUAUUUGUAUGUUGGUGCAGUAUAUGGGGAACAGGAAAUAUUGGCGAAAUUGUAUAGAUCCGCCACAAUGACAGCGGAAACAGAAUGUAUAGUGUGGCAGCUUAAUAGAUACGAUUUCAAACUUGCUGUAAGAAAAAUGAACUAUGUUCCCAAAAACAAAAAGUUCCUCAGAUCGAUAGCUAUGUUUCGGAAUUACUCUGAAGAAAUGCUAGAUAAAAUAGAAGAGGAGCUGGAAGUAGCUUAUUUUGACACCGAUGAUAUAAUUCCAUUGACGACAGAUAAUAUACAAAUAGUUUCAAGCGGCCAUUUGAAACUAAUUGAGAAGGAAUCAGGUGAGAUUGAUGCAAAGAAAAUAGGGAGAAAAAUAGUUAAGAUUUUUAAAAAAGGUGAUUGUUUCGAUGAUGGAAUCGAAGGCGAAUUGUCUGCGUUCUUUCCAGGAUCGGAAUGCAUCAGAAUUCGAAAAGAUGUGUUGUCUGAAUUCAAGGACAAUGAUGAAGUGAAUUGUCAGAAAAAAAAGAACGUUGGGGAAAUCGUAGAAGAUGAAGAUUCUGAGAUAUUUUCAGAAUAUGGCAACAUAGAACUGGAAGAUCUCGAUCCUGUAACAAUCAUUGGAACUGGUUCUUAUGGAACAGUAUCACUGGUCAGAUACACAAAAGCAUCUAAUGUCAGUUUCGCCUUAAAGAAGAUCGAAAAAGCAGGUAUGGUCAGACGAAAUCAACAGGAUCAUUCACUCAAUGAAAGGGAGUUACUGAUGACCAUAAAAAGUCCUUUCAUUACAAGAUGUUAUAGAACCUUUCGGGAUGAUAGAUACGUGUACUUCCUUUCUGAGGUUUGUUUGGGUGGAGACAUUAUGAGGAUCUUAGGCAGAUACAUUUAUUUUGACGAAGAUGUUGCACGUUUCAUCUGCGCGUGUGUGGUUGAGGCUUUAGAGUAUUUGCACAACCGGCAAAUCAUGUACAGGGAUUUGAAACCCGAGAAUCUUGUUAUUGACAGAAAUGGUUAUAUCAAAUUGACGGAUCUGGGACUCUCCAAAUAUGUAGGAUACACUGGUAAAAGUUACUCAUUUUGCGGAACUUAUCCCUAUUUCACCCCUGAAAAUGUUCUCAACACUGGUGCCGAUCACGGUGUGGAUUUUUGGACAUUGGGAGUACUCAUUUAUGAACUUGUGACCGGAGAGUUGCUUUUUGGUGAAGAAAACCGACUUCAAGUGUAUGAUGCUAUCUUGGGUGGUGUAGAGCAGGUAUUUUUUUCUGGAAUAAUCAGAGGUUCUAGCUCUGAAGAUUUGGUAAAAAAGCUUUGCGUUAGAGAGCCUUCUAAAAGGAUUGGAUACCGUGAUAUGAAUGAAAUAAAGACUCAUCGGUGGUUCCAAGAUUUUGAUUGGAAUGGAUUAAAAUCUCUCUCUCUACCUGCCCCAAAGAUACUGAUUCCACUAUUGAGGGAUUCCUUUGACCCCACUCAUUUUGACUCUUUCGAAAUUCAAGAGGAGAUUCCACGUAAAGAGGUCAGCAACUGGGACUACGAGUUUUAAUAAAUAUUUAUAUUGAUGCUAAGAGAUUUUUCUCUUGAAAAUAAGUGAUUGUGAUAUUAUUCAGUAUUUUUUUUAUGAAUAAUCCUCAUAUUAUUUUGUUUAUACUCUUUGUUAGUUUUAUUCUGAUAUUUUUAUAUUGAUUCAAUGUUUUUCAGAUUUGUGAAACUCACUUUUUGAGUUGCUUUUUGUUUUAGAGAAGUUAACAUGAACUUUUCAUUAAAAAUGUGUUGUAUUUUAUAAUUUUUUAUAAAUUCAAGUACUGAAUUACUCAAGGAAUAAAAACGUAAUAUCUUA
This is a messenger RNA of Harmonia axyridis, 2610 nucleotides long. Its product is annotated as cAMP-dependent protein kinase catalytic subunit beta-like. The coding region runs from base 547 to 2316 and encodes 589 amino acids. The transcript has 8 exons. NCBI's taxonomy places the organism in Eukaryota, Metazoa, Arthropoda, Insecta, Coleoptera, Coccinellidae. Gene Ontology annotation, molecular function: ATP binding; protein kinase activity. The record is from RefSeq and is a predicted model, not a curated record. Gene Ontology annotation, biological process: protein phosphorylation.